This is a messenger RNA of Mercenaria mercenaria, 1981 nucleotides long. RefSeq lists its product as uncharacterized. The coding region runs from base 876 to 1397 and encodes 173 amino acids. The record is from RefSeq and is a predicted model, not a curated record. The transcript has 2 exons. NCBI's taxonomy places the organism in Eukaryota, Metazoa, Mollusca, Bivalvia, Venerida, Veneridae.
AACAAGUCAAAAAGCUGUUUUCAGAUUAAACGUUAUUAAAGUUUAUUAGUUUUAUACAACUUUCUAGAGAAACAAUAUGAUAUAUACCGUACAUUGUUCGUAUCAAUUAACGAAUACGAAUUCCGAUCUAACUUUAUAUAGGAAAUUAAAGGGAAAUUCAUACUAGUAUAUUGUUUAGUUUUACAACGUUACUGUUUUAUCAAGGAAUUUAUAUUAGAUGACUUCUAAGUUUUCCCGACACAUUCAACCUUACUGCACUUGUUGUACUUCCUCGAAGGCAAACACGAAUGUAUAGAUAAAAUGUUUUUUUUUUUUUUUUUUUUGCCUACACUUUACUUAAAAGUGAUAAAGAGAAUAUAACAUAAAAUAAGUAAAUAUAUCAAACAAACGGAAAAACAUGAGGGAUUGUCUAAAAUUCAGUCAAAGCGUCUCUAUACGUGUAUAUAUAUAUCCAUUACUAGAACAAGAAAUAUGAGACGAAAAACAUGAGCAGAUAAAUGAAGUAUUAGAUGUAAGUUUGGUGCCAGUCUACGCAGUCUACGUCUUAUUAGAAAACUAAUAUGGGAGCGCACAUGGUAUGCAAAUGCAUACACAAUCACCAAUGUUCAUACAUAUACGGAGUAAAGUUAGAUUGUGGAUUAAAAGAACAAUUUCCGUUCAGUGGAUGCUCUUAAAAGGAAAAAUGUGCAAUACUAAAUUAAAUUUUCACAAUGAUAAAUUGACACUGUAUAAUGGAUUAACAGUUUGGCUUUAAGGCUACCAAUGUUGCUAACACUCUAUAUUGUGAGAAAAUCGAGGAUAUUAAAUUAGUGAAUACAAUUCGGAUAAGAUCAGACGUUUGAAAGGUUACACACUUUAUGAGAAAAUAUUAGAAAAUGGCAGACAAACAAAUAAAUCCAAGUAUUCAAAGAUGUACAACAAUGGAUUCUCUAUCUAUAGAAGGACCAGAAUUACCUAAACCAAAUUCCGAAAGUCCAACAGAACAACCGAGAAGAAUUAGCAAGUCUGUUUCCGUGGAUUCUGGAGAAACUGAAGUUUUUACAAAAUCGGUGAUUUCAGCUUCAGGAUCAUUCAGACGCCGGUCUAUUAGGAGACGAUGUAACAAGCGUUUAAACAGACCCGAACCAGAAUUUGGACAUGAUGCCGAAACGUACAAGAAAAUUGAAGAACGGGUUCUGCAGGAACGUGCCGUAACGAACGCAAUUGACACUUUACAGGAGCGCUGGAGAAUGAUAAUGUUUAUGUUUAAUGAUUGUGUUAAAUUGAAUGAGAGAAAAGGAGAACGAAAAUUGAAAAAGCUUAGUGUACAAAGACAGUUUGAACUAGUUUUAUUGGUAUGUGUAUUCGUGCUGAUAUGCUUACCGAUAUCCGCGGUCUUUGUUUUAAUAAACAGAUAGUAAAGGCAUUAUUAUAAGAGAAUGAGAAUUUGAGCUAAAAAUGACUCAAUGUGCACAUGCAUAUUUCAACAUAUAAAUAAACGCUUUAAACAGUAUAUCUUUAAUAGCGCGUAAUGUUUAAUGUCGUAUAACAAUGCAGGACACUUACUUGCAAAAUACAUUUACAAUUAAUCAGAUAUUUUGAAAUAUUCAUGACAGAAUUGCCGGACCUUCCAUGGCCCAUUUAUCUUUUUAUUGGUAUUAGUUUUCUGUGUUUUUUUUAUUAAUUUAAACAAAACUUCCUUUACACUGGGGUACCCGUAGAAUGUUUUGUGAAAAUUUGAACAUAUAGAACAAUGCAUUUAUAGACUGCUUAUAUUUGAAGAAACAAUUGAUUUUCUAACCUUUCAAAAUGGCCGGUAAGAACCAAACUUCAAAGGCUACUCUAUAAAUAGUAAAUUGAUUAUUCUUUACAUGUUAUAUUUCACAAGAAAGCCUUUAACGUUUUCUCAACUUUUUCAUGUAUUCUUGCAGUAUUUUAUUAAGAUACAUUGUCCAGCAAUGACCACUAAUUUGACAUGCGGAGAUUAAAUUUCUGCAAGCUA